This is a messenger RNA of Branchiostoma belcheri (Belcher's lancelet), 907 nucleotides long. Its product is annotated as collectin-12-like. The annotation marks the transcript as partial. The transcript is spliced from 2 exons. NCBI's taxonomy places the organism in Eukaryota, Metazoa, Chordata, Leptocardii, Amphioxiformes, Branchiostomatidae. The record is from RefSeq and is a predicted model, not a curated record.
CCUCCUGGCCGACCAGGACAGAAGGGGACCAUGGGGCCAGUUGGCCCUGUGUCUUCUGGGCCUCCGGGCCCUCCAGGAGAGAAGGGGGCCAUGGGGCCAGGAGGUCCUCGGUCUGCCGGGCCUUCUGGGCCUCCUGGCCCUCCAGGAGAGAAAGGGGCUAGGGGGCCAGUUGGUCCUCGGUCUGCCGGGCCUUCUGGGCCUCCUGGCCCUCCAGGAGAGAAGGGGGCCAUGGGGCCAACUGGCCCUCGGUCUGCCGGACCUUCUGGGCCUCCUGGCCCUCCAGGAGAGAAGGGGGCUAGGGGGCCAGUUGGCCCUCGGUGCGUCGGACCUCCUGGUCCUCCGGGACAGAAGGGAGCCAUGGGACCAGAUGGCCUUUGGUCUGUCGGGCCAGCUGGUCCUCCGGGAGAGAAGGGGGCCAGCGGGCCGAUUGGCCGCCCGGGACAAAAGGGUGGAAUAGGACCAAUUGGGCCUCCAUGUCUGGUGGGAUCUACAGCAUUUGUUGCAGCUUGUCCCAAAAGAAGUUAUCAACAGUGGCGUGGAAUCUGCUACAAGGCAUUCGACACUCAAAAGAAUUUCAGAGAUGCAAGCGCGACCUGCCGUCAAGAUGGCGGCACCCUCGCCAUGCCCCGAGACGCUGAGACCAACGCUUUCCUGAUGUCCCUGAUUAAGACCACUAGUGGCAUUGACGGCGGAUUCUGGCUCGGCCUCACUGAUGAACGCAAGGAAGGAGUGUUUGAGUGGGUGGACGGCACUCCCCUUGGAGCCUACACCCAGUGGGGUCCAGGAGAACCACCUAAAAACCACAUGUACGCCGAACUUGAAGACUGCGUUUACAUGACGAAGAGUGGAAAGUGGGCCGACAUCCGCUGCAUUUACCUGGCUUACUUCAUGUGCCAAGUUAUCCCAG